Symbiodinium pilosum is the source of this 221-nucleotide messenger RNA. Lineage: Eukaryota; Dinophyceae; Suessiales; Symbiodiniaceae. The record is from the annotation of a GenBank genome assembly.
GAGAUGGAGCUGGAGAAGGUUGAAGCUGUGGAUGCAGAAGCCGUAAAGCAUGAGCGGCUCGUGGAGGAGCACCUCACCAAGCACUUGAAGAACAAGCCAGCUGCUGCUGUCGACGAACACAUGGCGCUGCUGCAGAGCAAGCUUGACGAGAUGGAGAAGAACGAGCAGGCAACCUUGCGCACAGCCCAGCAAGAAUUCAUGGCAAAAGCUGCUGCGAAUCG